AUGUUCCAUAUCACGUGCCUCAAGUGUUCGGUUUGUCAGCGUACGCUCGGUGUAACCCCAUGCUAUCCAAUGCACGCCUUCAGCAGUGCCUUCAGAUGCUCCGACUGUCAUCGUGAAGCCACGUCACCAAAGUGUCACGGAUGCAAACGACCGACUUUUGAGAAAUGUGUUUCUGCUUUCGACGCGUAUUGGCAUGAGUCGUGUUUCAAGUGUAAAGGUUGCAAGAAACCAUUCAAAAGACAAGAAUACGUGGUUCAUGAUGGAUGUGCUUAUGAUGAGGACUGCUACUAUCGCUUCGUCGUGAAGGUCGAGACGACGACGACAAACAAAAAAGAGAAGAGUUUUAAGGAUUAG
This is a messenger RNA of Caenorhabditis remanei, 354 nucleotides long. RefSeq lists its product as uncharacterized. NCBI's taxonomy places the organism in Eukaryota, Metazoa, Nematoda, Chromadorea, Rhabditida, Rhabditidae. Gene Ontology annotation, cellular component: Z disc; nucleus. The record is from RefSeq and is a predicted model, not a curated record. Bases 1 to 354 code for a protein of 117 amino acids. Gene Ontology annotation, molecular function: transcription coregulator activity. The transcript has 3 exons.